AAACCAGAUGUGAAGUCUCUCAUGGCGAAGUUUAACACAGGGGGCAAUCCCACAGAGGAGGUCAACAGCCGACCCUUCAAAGUCACAGGGCAGAACUCACCUUCAGGAAUACAAGCAAAAAAGAAUUUAUUCGACAACCAAGGAAAUGCCAGCCCUCCUACAGGACCCAGCAACGUGCCUAAAUUCGGGGCCCCCAAACCACCUUUUGGAGUAAAACCACAUUCUGAGGAAAAGACUGACAAGGAGUCCAAACCCCCAUUUCUAAAGCCUACCCCUGGAGGCAACCAAAGGUUUGGGGCACUGGCAAAUACGCCCAACAGAGACCCUGAGGUAAAAGUAGGAGCUUUGAAACCUGUAACCCCCAAGACCAACAAUUUUCCCAAAGAAGAUUCCAAACCAGUGUUUCCCCGGCCUUCUGGGAAUAAGUCAUCGCUUCAGAGCGUAAACCAGGACGAAGUAAAGCCACCAGGCCCAAAGGCCUGGUCUAAUCCUCCAGGCCAGGAAAAUGAACAGAAGCAAGUUUUCCCAAAAUUGGCUGGGGUUAAAGGCAAGUUUAUGUCAGCCCCUCAAGAACCUGACACCAAACCCCACUUUCCCAAACCCGCCUUUGGCCAGAAGUCUUCCUUGAGUACCGAUGCUUCCCAGGAAGAUGAGAGCCCCACUAAGAAUGCAUCUCCACAGAGAGGACCCCCUACUUCCCUAGGAGUCAAAUCUAAAUCGGGCCCUUUAAAACCAGCCAGGGAAGAUCCAGAAAAUAAAGACCCUGGAGGUGAUGUAUCAAGUUCACCUUUUCCUGGAGUGGUUCUGAAACCCACGGCAAACAGAGGGGUCCCUGGCCUCUCCAAAAAUGCUGAAGAAAAAAAAGAAGAAAGAAAGAUAGAUGCUGCUAAGAAUGUCUUCCUGAGCAAAAUGAAUCAGGAGGAGGAAGCAUCUCCUGCCAAGUUCCCUAAGGUGCCUUCUAAGCUGACAAUGGGAGGACCGUGGGCCCAAAGUCAAGAGAAGGAAAAGGCGGACAAAAGUUCAGCCAUACCCAAGAAGAAGCCAUUGCCUCCUUUAUUUACCUUGGGCCCCCCUCCAGCAAAACCAAGCAGACCACCAAAUGUUGACCUGUCAAAAUACCGGAAAAACGCUCCUGGAAACUGUACCAUCAAAAGCCCAACAUCUUACUCAACAGCUUCCCUACCACCACCUCCACCGUCCCAUCCAUCCAGCCAACCACCAUUGCCAGCAUGCUAUCCAACACAACCACCAGUUCCAAGCCUACCGCCCAGAAACAUUAAACAUACCUUUGAUUUAAAGAGUUCUGCAAGUGAAGAAAAUCAAGAUGGUAGCAUUCUCUCUGAUGGUACUGGACACAUAGACGAGGAACAUGAGAGUGAAGGCGAAACAUAUGAAGACAUGUAUGAGUUACAUUUUUUUCUUAAUAUGUACCUGCUAAAGGUCAAUAGCAUAGUUUAUGUAACCAAGAAUGGCUAUAUUAAAACAACUGUGGUCCAGAUUGACUAUGAUUCUUUGAAAAGGACAAAACCAUCCCUCUGUGCUCACCCAUCAAAACCUGCUGAUGAUGACCAAGAAGUAUAUGAUGACGUUGCAGAACAGGAUGAUAUUAGCAGCCAUAGUCAGAGUGGAAGUGGAGGGAUGUUCCCAGCCCCACCAGAUGAUGAGAUUUAUGAUGGAAUUGAAGAUGACGAAGCUGAUAGUGGCUCCAUGCUACAGGUUGAAGAGGAGAAGAGUAACUCGUGGUCCUGGGGGAUUUUGAAGAUGUUAAAGGGAAAAGAUGACAAAAAGAAAAGUAUACGAGAGAAAUCAAAAGUCUCUGAUUCAGACAAUAAUGAAGGUUCACCUUUUCCGGCUCCCCCUGAACAAUUAGAUAUGGGAGAUGAAGUUUAUGAUGAUGUAGAUUCCACUGAUUACCCUGCUCCAUCAGCAGAGACAAGCCAAGGAAUAAAUAUUGGAAAGGCCAAGACAGAAGAAAAAGACCCUAAGAAGCUGAAAAGGCAAGAAAAGGAUGAAAAGGACUUCAGGAAAAAAUUUAAAUAUGAUGGUGAAAUCAGAGUCCUAUAUUCAACCAAAGUUGCUGCCUCCUUCACUUCUAAAAAGUGGGGGACCAGAGAUCUACAAGUGAAGCCUGGCGAGUCUCUUGAAGUCAUACAAAGCACAGACGAUACAAAAGUUCUCUGCAGGAAUGAAGACGGGAAAUACGGCUAUGUCCUUCGGAGUUUUUUGGAAGACAAUGAUGGAGAGAUCUAUGAUGAUAUUGCUGAUGGUUGCAUCUAUGACAAUGACUAG
Messenger RNA from Chrysochloris asiatica (Cape golden mole), 2289 nucleotides. RefSeq names its product FYN binding protein (gene FYB1). Gene Ontology annotation, molecular function: lipid binding; protein binding. Gene Ontology annotation, biological process: integrin-mediated signaling pathway; protein localization to plasma membrane; T cell receptor signaling pathway. Gene Ontology annotation, cellular component: plasma membrane. The coding region runs from base 22 to 2289 and encodes 755 amino acids. The transcript has 16 exons. The record is from RefSeq and is a predicted model, not a curated record. Lineage: Eukaryota; Metazoa; Chordata; Mammalia; Afrosoricida; Chrysochloridae.